Salmo salar (Atlantic salmon) is the source of this 1885-nucleotide messenger RNA. RefSeq names its product cyclin dependent kinase 2 (gene cdk2). Gene Ontology annotation, cellular component: cyclin-dependent protein kinase holoenzyme complex; cytoplasm; nucleus. Gene Ontology annotation, biological process: G1/S transition of mitotic cell cycle; protein phosphorylation; regulation of gene expression. NCBI's taxonomy places the organism in Eukaryota, Metazoa, Chordata, Actinopteri, Salmoniformes, Salmonidae. Gene Ontology annotation, molecular function: cyclin binding; cyclin-dependent protein serine/threonine kinase activity; ATP binding. The record is from RefSeq and is marked provisional.
UACUUUUGUUUCGAGUCGAGUGUUACAACCCGCUCAACUGAUUCCUUUUAUUUAUUGUGUGAUAAUCCUGAUGGGCUCCCGCUCCAAGUUGUUCCUGGCGAAACACGUUGGAGGCAACGUUACAAAGUUGCAGAUUUAUUCACAAAAGUUUAGUUAGUUCGCAUGCUAACGUUAGCUUGAAUUUGAGGCAGCUACUGCUGUUAGUUAACGUUAGCUAGCUAACGUUUUUCUUUGUUUUCAAAAAUACAGCGGUUUGUAUUAGAUGAUAGCUCUCUAGCUAGCUAACCAAAACAGAACUUGUGUGACAUGGAAUCAUUUCAGAAAGUAGAAAAGAUUGGAGAAGGGACGUACGGAGUGGUGUAUAAGGCAAAGAACAAAGUCACUGGAGAGACCGUUGCCCUCAAGAAAAUCAGACUAGACACGGAAACAGAGGGAGUACCAAGCACUGCCAUCCGAGAGAUAUCACUCCUCAAAGAGCUCAGCCACCCAAAUAUUGUUGAGCUCCGUGAUGUCAUCCACACAGAGAACAAACUGUACCUGGUUUUUGAGUUCCUACAUCAGGACCUCAAGAAGUUCAUGGACUCCUCCUCAGUCUCUGGUAUCGCUUUGCCACUAGUUAAGAGUUACCUGUUCCAGCUGCUACAGGGCCUGGCCUUCUGUCACUCCCACAGGGUUCUCCAUCGGGACCUGAAGCCCCAGAACCUGCUCAUCAAUGCCCAGGGGGAGAUCAAGCUUGCUGACUUCGGCCUGGCUAGGGCUUUCGGGGUGCCUGUCCGCACCUACACUCAUGAGGUGGUAACUCUAUGGUACCGAGCUCCAGAAAUUCUCUUGGGCUGCAAAUACUACUCUACAGCUGUUGACAUCUGGAGUUUGGGGUGCAUCUUUGCUGAAAUGAUCACUAGGAGGGCCUUGUUUCCAGGUGACUCCGAGAUCGAUCAGCUGUUCCGAAUCUUCCGUACCCUGGGUACUCCGGAUGAGGUGGCCUGGCCAGGGGUCACCUCCAUGCCCGACUACAAGCCCUCCUUCCCAAAGUGGGCCCGGCAGGAGCUGUCCAAAGUGGUGCCCCCUCUGGAUGAUGACGGGAGAGAGCUUCUUGGGCAAAUGCUGGCCUAUGACCCAAACAAGAGGAUAUCUGCUAAAAAUGCCCUCGUCCAUCGGUUCUUCCGUGACGUCACCAUGCCAAUGCCACACCUACGACUGUGAGACAUGCAGACUGACAGGGACAAUACAUAGCGCAGGGUCUUUCCAUGAGACCUCUGAGCAUAAGGACUGCCCCAGCUCUUAUCCACACCUGAAUAGUACAGUCCAGAAGAUGGGAGAGAUCACAGGGAAAUAUGGGUGCCAUUCCAAAUAUCAUUCCAGCAGCUAAAACCAGCGUUUUAUAAAUUAGAUGUCCUGUGAGUUUUUUUUCUUUUCUUCUACAGCUAUGAGUGCUUGUUAUGUAGUGGAGAAUGGAUUGGAAAACUCCACAAUUGUUUCAGCGUUCAAUUUGUAUUGAAUGGGUUCUGUUUAGAUUUUAUCAAACUUGUUAUGCCAAUUUUAUAAAUGUUUAAUGAUUAUACAUAAAGAUAAACUUGUUCCAAUUCUUCUAUUGUCUUUUCAAUUCAUGCAAUUUUGUAUAUUUACAGGUACUAUAUGUGGUUAACAUUCACAAUCCUGUGCCAACUUUUGGCAAGCUCUGCAAUUGACUUAGGUUAACAUUGUGUGACAAUAUGAAACAUAUGGUCUGUUAUUUUGAAGAUUUUUCAUCAAUGCUUGACAUAGGAAGUUCUAUAGUAUAGCCACAAACAAAAGGAGGGUUAGUUACAAGUAAAUUGUCUUUGAACAAUCGCAACAUGUAGUGUUGAUCCCAUGUCUUGAGCUGAAAUAAAUACAAAAAAUCCCA